This is a messenger RNA of Aureobasidium uvarum, 2220 nucleotides long. The record is from the annotation of a GenBank genome assembly. NCBI's taxonomy places the organism in Eukaryota, Fungi, Ascomycota, Dothideomycetes, Dothideales, Saccotheciaceae.
AUCAUGAGUCGCAAUAUCCUGCCAGCUUCCGCUACUGCAAACCAUGCCAAGCCCUCCUCAUGCGCCGCACCUUCCCCAACGGUAGCUAGGUGGCAACCCGCCAAGGUCAAAAAACUCGCUGGCUCGGCUUGUGAGUACUGUAGGAAACGAAGACGAAAAUGUAAUGGCGAACAACCAUGUCCUCUAUGCGUUGACAAUCAUCAAAAUUGUAUCUACGAGGUUACAAAACCUGAAACUCCAACUCAAGCUGUGAAGAGAAAACACGCUCAGAUGCAACAAGACCAUGACGACAUGAAAGCUCUUUUCAAUGUUCUUGCGACAGCCGACAGCCAGAAAAGCCAUGAAAUCCACAAUCGAAUCCGAGCUGGACAAUCGCCAGAGUUCAUUCUACAACAAUUAAAGCAUGGCGAUAUGUUGGUGCAAACCAAAAUCAGCUCAGAAAGGCACGUGCGGCAUGUGCUGCUUAGCAGCCUCAUGCAAACAAACGCUUCUUUCGAUGAGAUGGUAGAAUUUGUCGGCUUAACUAUCGCGAAGACACCCAGUACAGAGAUCCCCUCCGCAGCACUCUUGCGACAACUCAGAGGGAAGCAAACAGAUUUGAAAGGAUUUCGCAAUCUACUUGGUUAUCCACAACCUCCGCCGCCACAGCGCCGGAUAGCUAUAUCCGAUCUCUUGAGUGAUCAAGCAGGCGUACCUUCCGAGAGUGGAAGUUCUAGCUCGGCUGAAGACGUGGAAGACGACAACAAAGAACCCAGGGAACCUCCUGUCAAAGUUCCGGCAAAACCUUGGACUGUGAUAACGGACGAUGACGACCUGGUGUCUCAUCUCAUCUCCUUGUAUCUCGAAUAUGUCAACCCGUUUUUCCGGGCUCUGGAAGAGGAUUUGUUUGUUAGAGCCAUGCAAUCUGGGGAUCUGGACUCAGAAUAUUGUUCACCGUUUCUGGUCAAUAGCAUUCUGGCUCUUGCUUGCCCAGAUGAUUACAUAACUCGAGGACAACAUUUCCACGAUGAAGCAUUCCGUCUCUGGUACCUUGAAGAAGGAAGAGCAUCUCUCAAAAACCUUCAAGGACUCUCUGUGCUAUAUCCAGGCUGUAUACUAAGAGGCAAGGACAAAUCAGGUGUGAGCACGUGUGCAUUGUUGACACAACUGGGUCGGAGUGUCCCAGAUACACUACAUCGGCCCUCGCCCAUGCCUGCACCAACACCUGAAGAAGUCAAGGCCUAUAAACGAGCUAGAAAGGGCUCGGCUUGGGCUGCUUUCGCAUGCGAUAUCCUGGCAUACGACUUGCAAGGAAAAUCUGCCUACGAUGGACGAGCUACCAUCAACAGAGACAUCACACGUAUGGACUGGUUAUCCAUAUCACAACAAGAACGAUUACCUAGACAAGAACGCCAUCUAACCUGGAAAGCACAACGACUUUUGUAUGCUUCAGAUCGCAGCGAUCCGCAAUUCUCCUAUCACGUUCAAGCAUUGACCGAGGAGAUGAAUCAUUGGAAAAAUACAUUACCAGACAGUCUUCAGUUUCGAGGACGACUGCCGGCACCAGUCUCUUGCUAUGCAAGCGUGAUCAUUGCACUAUAUUCGCUCUUCCGGCCACUAGGAAACGAUCGACUUGUGCCUUCGGAAGAAACUUCUGAAACUCGUCCCAGGCAAGGUUAUAGAUACCAUCAAGAUCUCACUCCACCAUAUGGAACACCGGACAUCACAGAAGGCAACGUCCAGGAUCUGUUUGCUCGUACUAUGAGUGAUCGUGCUCUCGCCACUGCCCACGAUCAUGCCGCCAGGUUGGGAAGUUUCCGCCAUCAUUACGGUUUGAAAAUCUCACCNCCCUAUUUCGUGCAGGCAAACGGUGUGGUUUGCUUUACCUUGCUACAAAACCUCGAUAACCCUACUUCUGCUGCUGCUUUCAAAGAAGCCUUUCGCUGUCUGCUUGGCGCUGGCAUGCAAUUACUCUGGGCUAGGGGUAUGGCUAGAAUGCUGCAUCUCACUGCUCAAAACACUGGCAUAAGGUUACCGAAGGCUGUAGAGACGAUGUUGGAAGCUGUUGCAGAUGCUGCGUGGACGAAGAGCGAUACCGAGAUGUUGAGUUCGUGUUGGCCCAACAUUGCCAUUGCCAAAGAUGCGAAAGUGGGAGAGAGUGUGACGAUGGAAGAUCUCAUCAAGAAGUGGGAGAAACUUGCUGUUGAUGAGGAAGAAGGAAAGGGGGAAUCAGGAAACUGA